This is a messenger RNA of Pseudophryne corroboree (corroboree frog), 2422 nucleotides long. It is a transcript of the gene VPS52, whose product is annotated as VPS52 subunit of GARP complex. Gene Ontology annotation, cellular component: GARP complex. The transcript has 20 exons. Gene Ontology annotation, biological process: Golgi to vacuole transport; endocytic recycling; lysosomal transport. Gene Ontology annotation, molecular function: syntaxin binding. The record is from RefSeq and is a predicted model, not a curated record. NCBI's taxonomy places the organism in Eukaryota, Metazoa, Chordata, Amphibia, Anura, Myobatrachidae. The coding region runs from base 100 to 2178 and encodes 692 amino acids.
GGCUUGCCCCGAGGGGCGCUGGGAACUGUAGUUCGGGGAACCCGGAAGUAGAGCCGGACCCCCUGGGCAAUAGACCUGUGCUGGAGACAGUGCAGAGAGAUGGCUGAGAUGGAUGAUAUAACCCUGAACCUUGGGGAUCUUGAUCUGACCUCGGAUGAUCUCACGUUGGACACAGUGAGCAUCCACAUUCAGGAGAACCUGGAGGAUGCUCUUGUGCAGGAAGCCUUGAAGACGGGCGUUGACCUCCGACAAUACUCCAAACAAGUGGAGAUGGAACUACAGCAGAUAGAACAUGUGUCCAUCAAAGACUAUAUUGAGCAGAGUCAGAACAUCGCCUCUCUUCAUAACCAGAUCAUUGCCUGUGACGCCAUCCUGGAGAGGAUGGGCCUAAUGCUGGGAGGGUUCCAGUCAGACCUCAGCUCCAUCAGCUCGGAGAUUCACACGUUGCAGGAGAUGUCUCUCGCCAUGAACAUAAAGCUGAAGAACCGACAGACGGUCAGAAGUGAGCUGAGCGAGCUGGUCGAUGAAUUGAUCAUUCCCAACACGAUGAUCAGUGCGAUCCUGGAAGUCCCCGUCACCGAACAGCAGUUUGUGGAGCAGCUGCAGGAACUGAACAAUAAGAUAAACUAUGUAAAGGAGCAGGCCUUCAGGGACACGCAGGCCUGCGCAGAUGUACAAGAUACGCUACACAAACUCAAGAUCAAGGCUGUUGCUAAAGUGCGCGAGUUUGUUCUGCAGAAGAUCUACUCCUUCCGUAAACCCAUGACUAAUUAUCAGAUCCCCCAGAAUGCACUGCUUAAGUACAGGUUCUUCUAUCAGUUCCUCCUGGGGAAUGAGAGGUCAGUAGCUCAGGAAAUCCAGGACGAGUAUGUGGAGACCAUGAGCAAGGUGUACCUGUCCUACUUUAAGUCGUAUACCAACCGACUCAUGAAGGUUCAGUACGAGGAAGUCGCAGAGAAAGACGACCUGAUGGGGAUUGAAGACACAGCGAAGAAAGGCUUCUUCUCAAAGCCGGCAUUACGGAGCAAGAACACGGUGUUUACAGUGGGUAACAGAGCCGCCAUCAUCAGUCCGACUGAGCUGGAGGGUCCGAUCAUAGUGCCGCACACAGCCCAGAGGAGCGACGUCAGGUACCCGUUUGAGUCCCUGUUCCGCAGCCAGCACUAUGCCCUCCUUGAUAACAGCUGCCGGGAAUUCCUCUUCUUGUCUGACUUCUUCCUGGUGAGCGGAAUGGCGGCUCAGGAUCUGUUUAACUCGGUGAUGGGCCGGAGCCUAUCCAUGUUCCUGAAACACAUUGACUCCUAUGUGUCGGAUUGUUAUGACAGCAUCGCCAUUUUCCUGUGCAUACACAUCGUGCUGCGGUUUAAAGGCAUCGCUCAGCGGAGAGACAUUCCUGCUAUAGACAAAUACUGGGACACUCUACUUGACAUGUUGUGGCCCCGCUUCCAGUAUAUCUUGGAGCUGAACAUUCAGAGCAUCCGCAACACGGACCCUCAGAGGCUGGGAACGCUGGACACCAGACCACACUACAUAACCCGACGCUACGCAGAGUUUUCAUCGGCCAUCGUUAGUAUAAACCAGACGUUUCCGAACGAGAAGACCAAUGUCCUCCUGGGACAGCUGCAGGUGGAAGUGGAGAAUUUUGUCCUGAGAAUGGCCGCCGAGUUCUCCUCCAGGAAGGAGCAACUAAUUUUCUUGAUUAAUAACUAUGAUAUGUUGCUUGGGGUCCUCAUGGAACGGGCGUCUUCGGACAGUAAGGAGGUGGAGAGUUUCCAGCAGCUGCUGAACGCGCGGACACAGGAGUUUAUAGAAGAGAUUCUGUCCCCGUCCUUCGGAGGUAUGAUCUCCUUUGUGAAAGAAUCCGAGUCUCUUAUUGAGAAAGGUCAGCAGGAUCGGCUCCGGAGUGAGGAAGCACGCGUGUCUCAGCUGGUGCGAGGCUUCUCUUCCACCUGGAAACAGGCAGUAGAGACGCUGAGCCAGGAUGUCAUGAGGUCGUUCACAAACUUCAAGAACGGCACCAGUAUAAUACAGGGGGCGCUUACACAGCUAAUCCAGUACUAUCACCGUUUCCAUAAGAUUCUGUCCCAGCCGCCUCUCCGGAAUCUGCCGGUUUGUUCAGAGUUAAUUAAUCUUCAUCACUUGAUGGUAGAGCUGAAGAAGCACAAACCCAACUUCUGAGGGGAGACAGCAGUUUCACCUGCGCUAGAUGUGUUUUUCUAAAACAUCCACGUUACAUAAAUACUGUAUCACAGAAUCUGUGGUGUGACCCAAAUGUGUCGCCACCACCGACGUUGUCACAUGUCGCCCUGUCCUACUGUCACGCCGGAGAUCAGGGCUUGUGCUAAAUGUUUUGUCUUGUUUGUAAAUUAAUUUAAUAAAGCAAAGUAGCCCCUUAUUCUCUAUUAAAGUAAGAUAACACACA